Messenger RNA from Rhopilema esculentum, 6529 nucleotides. Lineage: Eukaryota; Metazoa; Cnidaria; Scyphozoa; Rhizostomeae; Rhizostomatidae. The record is from RefSeq and is a predicted model, not a curated record.
CAUUCGCAGACUUUCUGCAUUGCAGGUGCAUUGAAAAUAUUGUUUUGAUAUCACAUUAAAUGGAGGACUAUUAUUUUGUGUUUCUUUUUGUUGGCAAGCAACCAUUUUCGACAGUUAUCUGAACUAUAGGUAAAUGAAGGUCGAUAACAUUGGACAUUUAGAAACUAACGUUUAUCUCUAGCAAUACCUGCUGCAAGUUGUUCCUGCUUUUUUUCGUUGGUAAUUUCUUGAGCCUUCUCCUGGCUCCUGGAGUGAAAGUAAACUUCAACAAUUGGGCCUAGAUUAUCCAGAUUGUCUGAGCUGUACGCGUUUCGUUUCUCGGCGCGUUUCUCGGUUAGCUGUGGUUUCAUCCUUUGCGAACUGAUGAUUUCCUGGUAUUCAACUUAUCAUAACAAAGAAAUGUAAAAGCUUCAAGGACGAUGUGCGUUCCUCAAUAGAUGCAGAUAGCAAGAUUGAGAUUUUUUGCUGACGCGUUUGCCAAUAGUAGAGGAACUAGGCCGCAUUUGUUGAGCAUUCAAUAUGAAAGACGGACCACAUGAACAAAUCUGCAAGUUCUAGAGGUUCGGGAACAAUUUAUAAAAAAGAUAUAAAGGUUGAAAUGAAGGGAAACAAAGUGACAAGCCUGGAUCCAUCAACAUCGUUUAUUGCAGCAAUGAAAACAAAAUCAUCUUUUGGUAAAGGUGGAAGAAGGGUUUCUAAAGAGUCAAUUGCAUCAUCAGGAUUUCUAGCUCAUGGGAAGAUGAAAGGAACUCAUUGGAUCAGUCGAACAUUUUAUCAACGAGAAUGCUUUAAAUUUGUGCAAGAUAAGGCUAAACCCGAGUUCUGCCAAUGUGGUAUGAAGAAAGUUGAACACAAACAAGAUGGUUUUAUAGAAGUCAAAGAUUCUGAAAUGAAAUGGACACCAGAGCAGUGUACUAAAAAAGUCAGCACAAGAACCUUUGGGGAAAUAGAGUUUGCCGAAGAUCCAUCGACAAGAAAACCUUACAUACGACUUUCCCAUGAUACAAACCCAUUGCCUUUGUUGAAGCUUCUUACUCAAAAAUGGCAGUUGAAUGUGCCAAACUUAGUGAUCUCAGUAACUGGAGGUGCCAAGAGCUUUAAACUAAAACCGCCUCUAAAGGAAGCUUUUAGUAAAGGCCUGAUCAAAGUUGCUGUCUCAACUGGUGCCUGGAUAAUCACAGGUGGAACCAGCACUGGUGUAAUGAAACAUGUCGGAGAGGCUGUCAUGAGCAGAACUCAAAUUGGACAUCAGUCAGGGAAAAUAAACUGCAUUGGUAUUGCACCUUGGGGACAAGUUGAUAAUUCUGAUUGCCUGGUGUCAAAGAAUGGAAAAGGGUGCUAUCCAGCCUCGUACACAACAGCGACGUCCGAUCCAAGUAAAGCCCCAUUGGACAUGAACCAUUCACAUUUCAUUCUUGUUGAUAAUGGCACCACUGGACAAUAUGGCGUUGAAAUUGGCCUGCGCUCAACACUAGAAGGGGCCAUUCUGCACAAUUUAAAGACUGAAUCUUCCUCAAGUGCUGGUUCCAUCGGAAUCCCGGUUGUGAUUCUGUGCUUAGAGGGCGGUCCGAAUACGAUCGCAACGAUGGCUGAAGCAAUAAAAAAAGGUGUGCCGGCUGUUGUGAUAGACGGGUCUGGAAGAGCUGCCGAUGUGGUCGCUUUUGCAUUCAAGCAUGUGAAAUUCAAUGCCAACAAACAAAUUCAAGAGAUUGAUGAGGAUUUUGUCGAUGAUGUGAAAAAGCAGGUUGAAAAAGUUUUUGGAGAAAAAAGUAGAGACAGGGUUUAUCAACAAAUUGAAGAGCUGUUACGUGACCGGAAAAUGGUCUCUGUAUAUCGUUUGAAAGAUGAUAACAGCUCCCAGGAUAUCGAUUUGGCCAUUCUCAAAGCUCUUCUCAAAGCCAACCAACACAUUCAGUCUCAACUGCGACUAGCUCUCGCCUGGAAUCGUAUUGAUGUUGCCAAAAGUGAGAUAUUUAUCGAAGGCCAUAGGCAGCUAAUCGAGAUGGAGCAUUUGCACGAAUCAAUGUUUACUGCCCUGAUUGAUGACAAAGUUGACUUUGUUUCCCUUUUCAUAAACGAAGGAGUCAAAAUGAAGGACUUUCUCACUGUCGACCUUCUCUGUUCCCUUUAUGCAGCGCUUCCACGUAAUGCUCCAGUGAUGCAGCUUCUAUACGUGGUUAGUGACAAAAGUAAAGACGUGAGCAUGUUCAAUGUUGGGCAGUUGGUGGAAGAACUGAUGGGUGAUAAAUUCAAAUCUCAGUAUAAGAGUGAUGAUUAUUGCGGGAGAGUGAUAGAAAUUGGAAGUGGCACCAGGCCUGUCAGAGAUGAGGGAGUUAAAAUGGCUCAAGAUGCUUGGUUGGAUUUAUUUGUUUGGGCGACGCUUGCGAAUCGUCGCGAAAUGGCGCGGCUUAUCUGGAGCAAAGGCAGGGAAAACAUAGCUAUGGCACUAAUGGCUACCAAGUUACUGAAAGGUUUAGUGGAAAAGGUGCUUUCAGAAAGAGAUAUGGUGGACAUUGGUGCAUCCUUUAUGGAGCAUGCAAGCGAAUGGGAGAAAACUGCAAUUGGGGUUCUUGAUGAAUGUCGGAAGCAAGAUGAUGAAUUAGCACAGCGGCUGGUCGUAAAAGAGCUACCAAAUUUUGGUCAUUUGACAAGUGUGGAUAUUGCUGUCUCGGCAGAAGAUCAAGACUUCAUCGCCCACCCCACUUGCCAAGCGCUGUUCAGUAAACUUUGGAUGGGAACAAUGGAGCUCAGUACACACACCUGGCAGGUGGCUGUUUGCUUUUUUGCCCCGCCGGUCGUCCCGUUUAUGAUAAGUUUUUCUGGAGAUGAAGAUCUGAAGCACGAUGCAAUGCAACAAAGGCCUUCGACAGUCAUCCAAAAUUACGACAAAAGUCAAGACAUCGAAGAACGUGUUGUGUCUAGUAGAGAAAAUGAUGAAGAAAUGAACAUUGGAUCCACAGCCACAUUCAAGGACUUUGAAGGCAGAGAAAGUGUUGAAUUGCAUAAUUACGAGUCAGAGGAGAAAGAUCCCAUAUACCAGCUUGUCCAUAUAGAAGAUCCAAAUGAUGCAAUUGAUGCCACGUUGAGAUAUGCCAAGCUUUCUAAAUUUGAGAAGAUGCUUCGAUUUUAUCAAGCUCCAUUUGUUAAAUUCUUUGCAAAUGUGCUGUCAUAUUUGAUUUUCCUUGGACUCUAUAGCUACAAUCUAUUGUCAAAGUUCAGCAUGAAACCGCAUUGGAGUGAAUAUGUGCUGCAAGUUUGGGUUUUGACGUUGAUCAUUGAAGAAAUUCGCCAGGUCAUCACUCAAGAGCCAAAAAGUUUCCUCAGGAAGCUCGAAUGGUAUUUCUCGAGUACAUGGAACAUUGCAGACGUCUUCUCGCUCAUAUCAUUUUUGAUUGCCACUGUACUGCGUUACGCGGCUUGGAAAUCUGGGAAUAAAGAAUAUCUAGAUGUGGCGAGAAUAAUCUUGGCUACUGAUGUCAUUAUAUUCAUAAUUCGAUUGUUGCAAAUAUUUUCAGUAAAUAAGAAUUUGGGGCCGAAGCUUGUUAUGAUUCAGAAAAUGUUGCACGACUUAAAGUAUUUCAUCUUCAUCCUUGCAAUUUUCAUAAUUGGUUACGGAGUCGCCUUCCAGUCAGUCAGAUUUCCAAGAACUCCGAUUGGCAAGGCCCUUAUCGGUGUUCUAAACAAACCAUAUUGGCAAAUGUAUGGAGAGCUUUUCAUAGAGGAUAUUCUCGAGGAUCAGAAGAACUGUACAACUGGAUUACCUGUCUGUUUAACAGACCCUGACGAGGAUUGUAGCACCGACUACGGAAAAUAUGUCGCACCUAUUUAUAUGGCAUUGUAUAUGUUGUUCACCAACAUUCUGUUACUGAACCUACUCAUUGCCAUUUUCAACUACACCUUCGAGAAAGUUCAAGAUGCUUCCGACAAAGUAUGGAAAUUCCAACGGUACGAAUUGAUUCUUGAGUACCACGAUCGCCCUGCCCUAACUCCACCUCUAAUUAUAGUUUCCCAUGUAUAUUUGGGAAUGAGAUGGAUUGUGCAGCGCCUUCGUUGCUGUGGAUGCAGACCCUUGAAAGGAAGCACCAUGAAAUUCAAAUUAUCUUCGGAUGAAAAUGAGCAACUGCGUAUGUGGGAAUACACGGCUGCAGAGUCUUACAGUUACAUCUCCAAGCUGCUAGAAUCAGAAACGCUUGACGAGAGAGUGAAAGACAUUCAAUCAAGGAUAGACAACCUUUCUACGGACAUGGCGAAAACAAUGGACUUUCCUCUGAGUGGAGAUGCCAUGAUGCGACAAGAAACUGCAAUCAUCAGCAGAAGAGCCAUCCAGACCAGGCAAGCCCCUCUACUCGAGAGUCGGAUCUCCAGUUUAGAACAUAAACUUGACCAAGUUCUUGAAUUGCUUAUACAACAAACACAGAAGCAGGCUGCGCUGCUUCAAGCAGGAAGAUCGCUUUCUAUGGAAGAAGCUCCUGAUCGCAACCAGAUAACUACGAAAAUAACUUCCAUUCAUAUAAAGGCGAGGACAACACCAUAUCCCAAUUCAAUUAUUCAGAGAGCAAGAGUACCUGAUGCUUUCGUUCCUUGGGAGGUUUCCUUUCCAGAAUACAUGCCAGCAGUAUACACAGCCCCAGUCGUCUUGGCACAACCAGUGUGGGCGGAUCCAGAUAUUUUGUCCAUGGAGCCAAAGCCAGUGUUGCCGUUUAACUCUUAUGACCACAAGGAGAAGACCAACCGAGAGAGUUUCCUGGGGACAUACGAAGUCGUAGAUAAUCUUCCAAGGAAUCCUAUGGGGCGGACUGGCAUUGUCGGCAGAGGGCUACUUGGGAAAUGGGGCCCAAAUCAUGCUGUGGACCCUGUUGUGACUAGAUGGAAGCGAUCAAGUUCUGGCAUCGUUUUGGAUAAAGGGAAACGAGUUUUGGAGUUUGUUGCUAUUCAGCGAAAGGAUAACCAUCAAUGGGCUAUCCCAGGGGGAAUGGUAGAUGCUGAUGAAAAAAUUUCUGAAACAUUGCGAAGAGAAUUUAGCGAAGAAGCAUUCGCUAAAUUAGAUAUGCCAGAACAAAGACGCCAGACAAUCAUUCGAAAGAUCGACGAUCUGUUUAAACGCGGUACAGAGGUGUACAAGGGUUAUGUCGAUGAUCCACGAAAUACUGAUAAUGCGUGGAUGGAGACAGUUGCUUACAAUUUUCAUGAUGACACGGGAGAGAUUUUUGGGGAUCUUGAGCUGAAGGCAGGGGAUGACGCUGAAGCUGUAAGAUGGCAAAGAGUCAGUGGCAACAUCCCUCUAUUUGCAAGUCAUGUCGGCAUUGUUGAAAAAGUUGCCGGCAUGCAUGACGCAGCAUUCUACUAGAAAAUAAUGCUUUUGUGAAUUCCACAAGACAAGACUUACUGUAUUUUCUAUAUGACAAAUGAUUACCAUACAAAUCUAAUCUGUUACUAUUGAUGGUUUAUUCUUCGCCAACUGUUGAUGCAUAGGUCUUUAGCUGACGGUCAUUGAGGUUUCAUCCUCUAAUGAGACCAGGUUUCUCACUGCUUGUCAGAUGUAAGCGGCUAUCAAUAGAGUGACUUCUCACAAAGAACCUAGUUAAUGAUGGCUACCCCUUCUCUUUCAGAGAUGUAACGAUGAAGAUGGCUUGGGCGAUCAAUUUUCCCCGUCCCUUUAGAAUAUUGCCGCUUCAACGAGAAUUCAUUUCUAAGACCCUAACUACAGCAAAACAUUGCACAGUCAUCUUGCCCUUUCCCUAGUGAUAUUCGGUCACAAAGGCUCUGCUCCAGUUCCUCAGUUGCACCUUUUAUGGAUUUCUCUUUUAAAUACCCUGCAUGCCUGUUUAUCUACUUUUAAGGAACCUCCUCUAAGUGAACGAUAGAAAUAAGAUAAUCUCUUUUAGAUUUCAUGCCUUUCACUGACAUGUCACGUUUUCCUGACUUUAAAACAAGUUUAUUUAUUAAUUUCUUAAAGUUAAUAAUUUUUUAAUUAUAUAAUAUCCUGGGCUCAUGCAAAAAGACUAAUUUAAGUUCAAGGUUGUUAGCUUCUGAUUUCGUAUCAACUUUGUAGGUUUGCUUUGGGUAAUAACUGUGGGUUUUAACAGCAAGUAUGUAUAAAUACGUUCUUUUAAAAAGCGUUAAGCUUGUUAGUUUGCGUUUUUGUACACACCAUGGCAGCAGCUGAUUGGGAAAUCUUCGUUGUUGUUCACUCUCAAGUUUUACUAUUCUUUUUUCCAACUAUUAAACAAGCCCUUUCCAAAUAGAAAAAAAUUUGCCUAUAAGAGUGAUGAUAAUCACAAUAGUGAUAAUGAGGUUUUCUCGAAACACAGGCGCGCAUAAGUAUGAAAUUGAACGUAGACAUCUUAAAUAUGUUUGGCACUUUUAAACUAUUCUGUAUUUUACAAGAGGUUUGUUUUGAACAAGCUUGACGCCGUGUUAUGUUUUUGACUUUGUAUAAAAGAUUCAUUUGUAAAUUUUAUACCCCUAUUUAGAUAGCAAUUUUAUUGUGUGUUUCAUUUCUCAACAAAUUUGAAAUUGUAUCAGACCA